Molecule: messenger RNA, 5528 nt
Organism: Boleophthalmus pectinirostris (great blue-spotted mudskipper)
Lineage: Eukaryota; Metazoa; Chordata; Actinopteri; Gobiiformes; Gobiidae
Gene: fhod3a
Product: formin homology 2 domain containing 3a
Exons: 28
Biological process (GO): cardiac myofibril assembly; actin filament network formation; sarcomere organization
Cellular component (GO): cytoskeleton; cytoplasm
Molecular function (GO): actin filament binding
Source: RefSeq, a predicted model, not a curated record
UGUCGUUACCAGGAGAGGACUCCGUGCUGCCUCAGCAAUAGACGCAGGACUGCGCUUCACAGAGACACUGCAUGGAUGAGCCAUGGCCACGUUUGUGUGCAGGGUUCAAUUUUUAGAUGAUACCGAUCCUUUUAACAGCACAAACUUCCCAGAACCGACCAGACCUCCGCUAUACACCUUCAGGGAGGACAUCCCGCUCAUCAACCAACUCGCGGGCAUCCACCGACUCCUCAAAGCCCCCCACAAGCUUGAUGACUGUGCACUCCAGCUGUCUCACAAUGGCACCUAUCUCGAUUUGGAGUCAUCCCUGGCUGAGCAAAGAGACGAACUGGAGGGAUUUCAGCAAGAUGACACAGGAUCCAGAGGCAAGAAGCACAGUGUUAUUUUACGGACCCAGCUGACAGUCAGAGUCCACGCUUGUAUUGAAAAGCUGUAUAACUCCAAUGGCCGUGACUUGAGAAGAGCACUGUUCUCCCUGAAGCAGAUUUUUCAGGAUGACAAAGACCUGGUGCACGAAUUUGUAAUGGCUGAGGGUCUGACAUGUUUGAUAAAAGUGGGAGCAGAGGCUGACCAAAAUUACCAAAACUACAUUCUCAGAGCUCUGGGACAGAUCAUGCUGUAUGUGGAUGGGAUGAAUGGUGUCAUUGCUCACACAGAGACAAUUCAGUGGCUCUACACGCUGGUUGGCUCUAAGUUCCGUUUAGUGGUGAAGACAGCCCUGAAGUUGUUACUGGUGUUUGUGGAGUACUCAGAGUCCAACGCCCCACUGCUCAUAGAAGCCAUUACCUCUGUAGACACUCAGAGAGGAAGUAAACCGUGGUCAAAUUGUAUGGAGAUUUUACAUGAAAAAGAUGGUGUGGAUACAGAGCUACUAGUGUAUGCCAUGAGUCUUAUAAACAAGACUCUUGCAGCAUUGCCAGAUCAGGACUCAUUCUAUGACAUGGUGGAUAGUUUGGAGGAGCAGGGAAUGGAAACUGUAUCUCAGAGACACUUGGGGCGCAAGGGCACCGACCUGGAUUUAGUGGAGCAGCUCAACAUCUAUGAGAUGACUCUACGUCAUGAGGACGGGGACGAUGCCCAGCCUCCUCCUUCAGGACGGCGGGACAGACGCAGACCCAGUUUGGAGGUGGGAGAGAAGAGGCCUGGUUUACAGAGAAGGAAGAGUAGGAGAGCGUCUCUGAAUCGCUCUGGACACGCCUCCCCCUGCAGCCCCGCGUCCCCCCAGAGAGCUGGCCUUCCACCCCUCAGUGGACACAGGACAGAGGACAAGAGUGACAGCUCGGGCAGACAUAUUCCAUCUAUAGUCCAAAAAACAACUUUUCAGUCCAUUUCCAUCACAUCAUCGAGGAGGGACUGUAUAAAAGAAGACGUACAAAGAAGCCCUAAUGAACCAGAAUCAUCACCAACUGCAACUUUUCCCAGCUCUCCCUCAAUCACCAAGUCCCCUGUAAGCCCACCUCCUCAGCCAUCCAUACUGGCCACACUGCUGGCCCGCAAGAAGUCUACAGUGACUGUCCCAGCCGCUAAGGAGGUCAGCCCACCACAAAGAGGCACCAACCGACCAUCUCCUGACCACCUCCUAUAUACUCCCCACUUACCCUUUCACCUCUUUUCUUACGACCUCGAUGAAGAGCCAUCACCGGGCAAACCUAAACAAGAUUCACCCAAAACUACACCUCCCAGGAAUAAUAGUUUUAUGUCUUACCCCUCUGCAAGCACCCCACCUACACCCACAAGGCCAGCAUUGGGGGGCCUGCUGUCAUCAUCGUACCGUCAGCAUCAGGAGUCUCUAGCGGCGGAGAGAGAGAGACGGCGGGUAGAGAGAGAGGAGCGUUUGCAGAGGAUCGAGCGAGAGGAGAGGAACAAGCACAGCCGCGACUAUGUGGAUAAAAUGGAAGAGGCCCGGCUUGCACGAGAAGAGAGGUGAGUACAAAACGUGGAGCGGCUUGCAGCUGAGGAGUUUGAGAGGGAGCAUGUUAAGCCAUCGAGAACUCGUCCUAAUUUUGACCUGACCUUUGAACCUUCGGAGGCCUGGCCUGCAUCAUCACGCAGCAGCACCCCAUCCUCCUUCACCUCCCAGGAUGAUGGAGACGCAGACAACGAGACAGAAGCACCCACCCCCUACACACCCCUUGAAGACACCGGUGAGGCCGAUGACUCCAGCGCCAGUGUAGAAGCAGAGGAAAAGGAAGUCGAAGCCCCAGCUGAAGAAGAAGAGGAGCAGAAAGGAGAGGAGGAGGAGGACAUACAGGAGGAGGAAGAGGAGCAGGUCGACGUGCAGCUAGAACCUGAACAAGAAGAAGAAGAGCAGGAAGAGGCCGUAGAAGAAGAGAAGGAGGAAGAAGAAGCAGCGAAAGAGGAGUGUGAGCCUGAGCCGCAGCCAGAAACACAGAUCCCAGAGGAGGACACCGGGAUCCUUAGUGACAAAGAGCGACAAAAUGAAGAAGUGAACGAGAAAGACAACUGCUCUGCAUCUAGCAUCUCCUCUGCCAGCAGCACUUUGGAGAGAGAGGAGCGGGCCAGCAAUGACGAUGGCUUUAAAGAGCCAGAAGUAAAGGAGCCUUGCACCAAACUUCUCGACAGCAAACUCUUCAUGCUGGAUAUGCUUUACUCUCACAACAAAAAGCCCAGUGAUGAAGAUGAGGAAGACGAGUUGGGACGAGAAAAGGGAGAAGAGGAGGAUAAGGAUAACCAUGGGGACAUGGACAGUCAGAUAGAAGAGACUCAGGAAAGUGACAACAGACUAGAACAGUCUGAGCGUGGCAGCAUUCGGCAAUUUGCAGAGCGUUUCGGGGACUUGGUAAAGGACUUGGGUUCACCUCACGUGCUACGAGAGACAAUGAAUGAGCCACCUCCCCCUCCUCCACCCCCACCCAAAAAGGAAUCAGACACUAUAUGGGACCAACUGCUGGCCAGCCCCCGAGAGCUGCGCAUCGGCGACAUCAACUUCACCGAUCUCACGGAGGAUGAUGAUAAGAAUGUUCUGGACGCUGCGUUGAUGGGAGGCUGUGGGGAAAUGCCCCCACCACCUCCUCCUCCACCCUUCAUUCCACGCUUCCCUCCACCUCCGCCCAUACUGGGCUGUGGUCCGCCACCCCCUCCUCUGCUGGGGAUCAUGAGGCCUCCUCCUCCUCCCAUUUUCAAUGCCCCAGCUGCACUAGCUCCAGAACAACCUCUUUUCAACAAGAAGAAGAAAACCAUCAGACUUUUCUGGAGUGAGGUGCAUCCGAAUGAGUCUCACUGUAGUCACAAAUGGAGAGGGGACUCCUUUUGGUCCAAGCUGGAGAAUGUAAAAGUGGACACCAGUAAAUUGGAACAUCUAUUUGAGUCCAAGUCUAAGGAAAUGGCAGUAACAAAAAAAACUGCAGCUGAUGGAAAACGAACAGAAAUAAUUGUACUGGACUCAAAAAGAAGUAACGCCAUCAACAUUGGCCUCACAGUUUUGCCCCCACCUCGCACAAUCAAAACAGCCAUACUUAACUUUGAUGAAUAUGCACUUAACAAAGAAGGCAUAGAGAAAAUCCUAACGAUGAUCCCCACUGAGGAGGAGAAGCAGAGGAUCCAGGAGGCCCAGCUGGCAAAUCCGGAUCUGCCUUUGGGUUCAGCUGAGCAGUUCCUGCUCACCUUGUCUUCUAUCAGUGAACUCUCUGCCCGACUCCAGCUCUGGGCCUUUAAAAUGGACUACGAAGCAACAGAGAAGGAAGUAGCUGAACCGCUACAGGAUCUAAAAGAAGGAAUGGAACAGCUAGAGAAAAACAAAACUCUCCGGUGCAUCCUCUCCACCCUGCUUUCAAUCGGAAACUUCCUAAAUGGGAGCAAUGCUAAAGGUUUUGAGCUGGCAUACUUGGAGAAGGUACCUGAAGUAAAGGACACAGUUCACAAACAGUCGUUGCUACAUCACGCCUGCUCCAUUGUGGUGGAGAACUUCCCUCAAAGUACAGAUCUCUACUCUGAGAUUGGCGCCAUCACAAGGACAGCAAAAGUGGAUUUUGAUCAGCUGCAGGAGAAUCUGUACCAAAUGGAGCGACGCUGCAAAGCCUCAUGGGAUCAUCUGAAGGUGAUAGCUAAACAUGAAAUGAAGCCUCAGCUCAAGCAAAAGAUGUCUGACUUCCUAAAAGACUGUGCAGAGAGAAUAAUUAUCCUCAAGAUAGUUCAUCGCAGAAUCAUCAACAGGUUCCAUUCAUUCCUGCUGUACCUUGGUCAGCCUGCUUACAGCGUUAGAGAAAUCAGUGUUCAUAGGUUUAGUAAAAUAUUGAGUGAGUUUGCACUAGAAUAUCGAACGACCAGAGAGCGUGUGUUACAACAGAAGCAGAAAAGAGCAGACCAUCGCGAGCGCAACAAAACCAGAGGGAAGAUGAUCAUGGAUGUCAAUGCUCCUUCUGAGGAUGAAGAGGAGAUUGAGUGUGGUCGGCACAGCUCAAGCACCAGUACCAGUAACAGUGGUCCAAGCUUCAGUCAGGACAGUGAGCAGCCUCAAGGCCUGGGCCACGCUGAAGACGCUGCAGAGCAUGAGCACAUGAAGGCCGUCCUUAGAAACAGUCUUAGUGGAGGAGACAAGGAGGGGAGUGGAGUACCAGGACUACGGACACGCACACGCUCUCGACCAGGGCGCGGAGGUCGUACCAUGCAGGCACGGACCCCUGCCAUUGAAGAUGCACAGAUCACAGGAGAAGAUGCCGCUGACGAAAUCAUGGAGCGAAUAGUGAGGUCUGCCACGCAAGGUCCCUCUUCACGAGCCCAGCCCAGAGAGAGGAGGAGGUCCAGGGCUAACCGCAAAUCUCUGCGACGGACAUUGAAAAGUGGUUUGACUCCAGAAGAAGCUCUAGCUUUAGGAUUAGUCGAUUCUCCUGAGCCACCGAUUUGAUCAGUUGCCCCUCAUCCUACUGGGCGUUAAGGUGGAUCCUUCUCUGCUGGUGUUUGCGUGCACACAUCUUUGUCAGCUGCUAGUCUUCACAGACUCUUAUGCGACUCUCAGUAGUGCAAAUAUAAUUGUAAUAAAUGAAAAACUAUUAUAUUCUAUAUUCCAAAUGUCUGGAGUACAGAAAUAUUGAAAUAUUGAUAAAAAACUUUUUGCUGAUAAAUUAUAUCAGUACAGUAUUUAUUAUGCUGUUUUUAUUUUAAGCUGUGAAUUUGCAUUACAUAAAUUACAGGUUAUUUCAAGCUAUAUCAACAAAUUCCAAAGUCUUUAGAAUUGAGUUUUUCAAAAGAAAGUGAUGGUUUUUGGCUUAAGUGCCUUUGCAUCAGUAUAUUGUUCUUUUGCUCAUCUCGAUAUUCUUCGUUCACCUUCCAUCAUGCCAGAAUCUGCCCUUCUGUGUUCUCUGCUUUUGGUCAGUAUAUUUGUUGUCAUUAUGUGAUGGACACCGGUUACUUGCCUAAUUGUUCUCAGUAUUUAUUUGCAAUUUGAAGAUAGUCUUUUUGUAUUCAAAUGUGUGGAUAAUUGCACCUUACUCUCAUUCUUGACUUACACACAAUGAAAGGUAGAAUGAACUCAAAGACAAAAUGUUUUACAUAAAUUGUAAAGUGUAAAA